This is a messenger RNA of Pistacia vera, 681 nucleotides long. Its product is annotated as stress-response A/B barrel domain-containing protein HS1-like. The transcript has 2 exons. The record is from RefSeq and is a predicted model, not a curated record. Gene Ontology annotation, biological process: pollen tube adhesion. The coding region runs from base 58 to 387 and encodes 109 amino acids. NCBI's taxonomy places the organism in Eukaryota, Viridiplantae, Streptophyta, Magnoliopsida, Sapindales, Anacardiaceae.
AUAUCCGUAUAGGAGCGACAAAGGUAGCGAGAUUUAGAGCGCCAGAGAGUUUUGGAAAUGGAAGAGGCUAAAGGAGUGGUGAAGCACGUGUUACUCGCUAGGUUCAAAGACGAGGUAAAAUCAGAUCAAAUUGAUCAGCUCAUCAAAGGCUAUGCUAAUCUCGUCAAACUCAUCGAACCCAUGAAGUCUUUUCAAUGGGGCACGGAUGUGAGUAUUGAGAAUCUGCAUCAAGGUUUCACUCAUAUCUUUGAAUCUACCUUUGAGAGCACAGAGGGUGUUGCAGAGUAUGUAGCUCAUCCUGCGCAUGUUGAAUUUGCAAACUUGUUCCUGUCCCAUUUGGAUAAAGUUCUUGUGAUAGACUACAAACCUACUACUUUGCGUUCCUGAAUUGUACUGGUAAUUCAGUCAUCAACUGUAUUGCUUUUGUUAUCUCUGGAUAUUAGGUCCAUCAUCUUGAAUAAGAUUGGAGAAUCAUAUAAAUGUAAUGCUGAUGAUGGUGAAAUACAUUAUGCUGUAAAUCUAAAUAUAAGAGAAUAAUUGGAUACCCUCACAUUCUGUCUGUUUCUUUUCACAUUAUAGCUUUUGGAAUGUUUUUAGAUUAUAAAUUGAACUAUGUUGAUGAAAGAUAUUGGUCAUCUGGGCCCCUUAUUAUCCAUAUGUUCAAUAAAUAUAUGCUUGCUU